ACAAACGUGCCUAGUUUCGGAUGUAAACAACCAUUGGCAAUGGCAUUGCAUCAGCUGUUGAAUGUGCCACGUCAGAAAUAUCACAGCGGCCUUACGAGAGUUGGCACGUUAGUGACGGGUAAGCGCAGGGCCUGCACGGUACUACGGAUCGAACACGAAGACUUGCGCGCGGAUAGCGUUCGGAUACACUUUAAUAUGCUGCUUGCGUUACCGUGAAACUAUCAGUUCGGCUGGAAUCUUCUCUUGCUUGAUGUCGCCAAAAUGGCUCGUAAUAUCCUAACAUUAGGUGGUAUAUUUUCAAUUGCAAUCAUUAUCUUGGCUAUUAUCUACAAAAAGCGUUUGGGUAAUGAGCUGGAUUCGAGAUUGCAGGAUGUUUUAGACAGUCUUCUUCGAGCAGAGAGUAAGGUCAGCGUCCAUCCUCGCACACGGGUAGCUGUCGGCUUCAGCUUGUGUAGCGAUACCUUCGCCGAUGGCGUGGAGUUGUUUCGACAACUGGAGCAAGAAGGGCCGGAACAAAAACGACAUAUUGAUGAAAUUCGAACCUCUCAAGAUUUGGCCGAGAUCUUUGCCUAUUUCUUUUCUACUGGAGCAGCAGCAGAGAGAUACGUUCAUGGCAGGGAGUUGUUUCGGGAGAUUGUGAGGCUUUCCCAACAGCAGACUGGACAUUGGAGUGUCGUUGGUGGCAAUGCAGCGGUCAUCGCUAACAGGCUGGCAAUAGAAGGGUGUGAUGUACUGCUUGGUGGAAGGGCUACUCCCAGUACACUUCAGCAGUUUCAUGAACGUGUCAAAGUUGUCGGUGAGCCUGUAGAAGAAGAUGAUGUACAUGUUAUUUUGGAGUAUAAAACAGGAGAGAAGUUUGGCAAAUAUACGUCACCUAGGGCAAACAGGUUUAUCAUACACAGUGAUAUACACAACCCUUACUUGAGUGGAUUAGAGGAAUUUCAGGAGGAGCUGAAAGUUUUCAAGCCUCAGGUUGUAGUCCUGGGUGGUCUUCAAAUGAUGGAUAACUUUCCUUUCGCAGCAGGUGAGAGGGAGGCCAGACUUGAGAAGCAGAGAACCAUGAUCCUGGGUCUCCCUAGCUCCACCCCAGUUCACCUGGAGCUGGCCUCAUUUGCCGAGGAGGCUCUGCUCCACCAGCUCCUGGAGUACGUCAUUCCUUACAGCGACUCCUUGGGCAUGAACGAACAGGAGCUACCCAACCUCUACAGUCUCCUCAACUAUGGCAAUGUCAGUCUGGCUUCAGAUGCCUAUCCUAGAGUAGCCACAGUCCUGGACCAGAUACGGUCUGUCUACAGCAUCCUCAAGAAUAUACCGCAGAGGGAAGGACUGCGGAGGGUCACACGGCUCCACAUCCACACCCUAGCCUUCCAGGCGAUCCUGACAACCGAAGGCUCAGCAUGGAAGAACACCAUGUCAGCAACGGCAAAGGCAUCAUUGACGGCACACAGGCACGUCUGCGCCAGCUCCGAAGUCGACAUGGCCAAGUCACGGCUCAUCAUGGAUGACUCUUUUUCGGUUUCGAUGGAAGACGGUAGUCGCAAGAUCCCAUUAGACGUGGAUAAACCGGUUUCAUGUUGGAAAGAGGACGAUUACGAGAUUUGCGUUGCGCCUGUCUUGGUCUGUACGCAGGUCCACAAGACUGCAGGAGGUGGAGACAAUAUUUCAUCAGCCGGUCUGUCUGUUCAGAUAUGAGGAGAUAGUAAAUAGACACUGAGUGCAUUGAUUCAUCGGAACUCUUUUCCAAGGAAUGUCUUAAUACAUGUUCCGCUGUGUACAAAUUGGUCACAAGAGACACAUUCAAUACUUCUACAAACAUAUAUGUAGGUGAAUGAAGGUAUAACAGAUACAAAAGGUGCACAUUAAAAAAUUAAACUACCAGUGAUGGGUAAUGAAUGUCCCCUGCUGUUGUUGGUUGUUGGAAAUGUACUCUCAAAGAUAUGUUGACAACUCAGUUGCUGAAGCUUUAGGAAAUAUUAUGCCAAGGAUCAUUGUACUAUGUUUAUGAUACAGUUUUGGGCUUGAGCAGUAAUAAUGUCCAAUUAUACAUGUAUUACAUUCAAGCUGUAGUACACUGGAAAUGAAGGAUGUAUCAUAUUUUCAAAGUUUAAAAGCAGACAUAAACAGAACAGCUAUAAGAUCCUGGUUUGCUGCCUGAGUAUAUGCAUACCGUACAUUUAAUAUCUUCUAUUUUUCCUAAACUGCAUUUUUUCUUUUCGUCUGUCAAAAUCUUCAUUAAAUCAGUACUUGAUGAUAUUUGCAUGCACAACAAAGUUGUUUCUAUGUAAUCAUUAAUCAUCAUAUUUUUGUGUGUGCUUAUUUUACAUGUGAAAGCCUGUGGAAGAAUGGUACGCCUAUGAUUAGUCAAAAUAUUUUAAUUUAUGAACUUUAUCUUUGUAAAUUGCCUUAAUCUUGUGCAUUCAAAAUAAAAUAUCUAAUCUGAGAUUUGGACCAAGUUGAAUCAUUAUUGAAAACUUUUUUUAUAUUCAAAGUACUUAAAGUUCAUGUGAUUUGUUUUUAAAAAUAUGUUUGGAUUUUCAUCAUAUAUUUUUUUUAUUGAGUUUUCCCCAAUUUGCCUAACUAAUUGGUAGGCAUUUCUGAUUUUUUUUUCAAAGAGCAAAAUUACGUAGUAAAAAAAUCUACAUGUACUGAAAUCUAUGAAAUAUGAAGCGUUAUGCAGUUAUUUAUGGUGAAGUUUUUUCAAGAAAGAGUAAUCAUUAAAUUUCUUCAUCAUGCCAAAAUCUCAGAUGCAGACAAUCGAGACCACAUUCUAAAAAAAAAAAAUUGCAUAUGAAAAGUACUAAUAGUCUUACACAUAUAACAGUGUGAGCAAUAUUAAGAUUUUCCAUUACCGGUAAUGGUCUUUUAUUUAUGAUGUCGAGUAUAUUCUAAAUGAAGUUUUACAUGAAGUGCAAUUACGACAUUAAUACUCUUAGAACAUCAGUUAGUUAGCACAGCUCAACUACCUAAUGGUUAAAGGUCGAUUCCUUUAUCAUGUCGAUAAAAUCAGAUUACACCAGUUAUUGCUCUGUGCAUUUAGCGAGAUGUAGACUACCAUGUUUUCUCAUAAUUAUAUUUAGGAAGGGGAAUGUGUUAAGUUUUAAAAUAAGUUUUGAUGUGAAUAAAUUGUGUGCCUGACUUUGUUUUCCUUCUGCAUUAUAGAUAAUGUCAACCAUAAGGAGAAAAAGAUUAAGAAAGGGAACAAGGCUUUAGAUUACGACAAACUUCCUUUGGUCCGUGAUGGGGAUUAUUUUAUCUUGAAAUGUAAAUGAUUUUUAUAAUGCUCUUGUCAUGCUGUUUAGCAUAUUCAAGGAAACUUGGUAUGUGCAUGUAUACGAAAGUGCUUCUUAAGUUUAUUAUCACACUUAUUUCAAUUUGUUGUCAUAACAUGUGCUUUGUGUAUGAAGCUGUUUACAAGCCUAAUUUAGAAAUACCGGUAUAUCUUACACAUGUGUUCAUCGUUCAAUUUUUUAAUUUUUUAAAUGAUCACCAUACAUGUAGGUUUCUACAUACCGGUACACAUCUAUGUUAAUGUAUUAGACAUAUCAGUGAAAGUAACAAUUAUUCUGAAUUUGCUUUUCUCUUUAAAAGGUAUUUCACAAAUUUGGGAGUAAUAAUAAUGAUAUGUAUUCAUAUUGCGGCUCCCUUCAAUAUAUCAUGUAUCAUAAAGCUGAGAAAGAGUCAUCUAGAAACUUCUCUGAGUGCAGAUUUUUUCUUUCAUCUAUGAAUUUCUUCAACCAAAAUUGAAUGUCUACUUAAAAACCCUAAACGGCUUUCCCAUUUUGUUUUGUAAAAGCAAGUAAAAUUGGAUUCAUCCCCUUAUUGUUAAAACCUCACCUUCAUUCCCUGUUUUUUAAAAACAACGCAUUUUUAUUAAAGCUGAAAAAAUUAAUUGGAACUGUCAAUGAUGGAUCUGUAAACAAGGUGACAAUGCACCAUAUGUUGAUAAAAAUCAAUAUCAAGUUUCCAUCAUCAGGUGUCAUCAUCAUAUGUUGUCUCUUGAAAGAUAUAGCUGGGUCGGGUAUUCUAUGUGUAAAUUAAACCUGGUUUGCAGGGAAAGGAGGUAUAUGCUUUCAUAUACGUGUAAUGUUACAGUGGCCUGCCACUUCGACAUAAAUCAAAAUCGGGUGCAGUUGUAGACGAAGAGGGAUUUUUUUUUACAUGGUCGGAGGUGGUGGCUUUGGGGCUCUUGCUGUCAUUUCCUACAUGUGCCUCGCAUUAAUUUGUUUACAAGCAGAAACAUUAGGAGGCUUGAGCCCAUGCACCAGGCUUCCCUGUAGAAAUGCUACUGAUCAAACAGCUCUCUGCACUGAUGUACUUUGAUCAAUAUCUGCUCCAAGGGAACAGAAUGAAGUCUUUUGAGUUACAUUAUUUUAAUUUUGCACCAACUUUAUUAUUGAAAAAAAAAAUUAAUGUAUCUUUUUCUUUGAAAGAUUAUUGGAUUUGUGCCAUGUUUAAAUAUAGUCUAUAGUGAUAUAGUGCUUUUUAAAUAUAUCCAAUAUAGACUGGUUUUGGGGGAUUAAUGGGUUUUAAAAUUAAAAGCUUUUCUACAUUAAAGAAAAUCAGUAUAAUAUGUACCAUCUGAUUAUUCACUUGGGAGAUAAAAAUGUAUAGUAUAUCAGAGUUGAAUGAUGUUUAUUUAAAGGUGGGUUGCAAAAUAAGCAGGUAUAUAUAAAUGCAUUCAUACCAUCUGUAAAGACUAGUGUAAAGACUAUAGUAGCCUGCUACUUUGACAUAAAUCAAAAUGCUUUCUGCACUGAUGCAUUUUAUCAAUAUAUGCCUCAGGGGUAUGAUGUGAAAUUCAUAAUAAAGAAAAUGAAUUGUGAGACAGAACAAACAAGGCCCAUAUUGCUUGCUUUUGCUAGGUCGCACAAGCAGAACUUAGGAAUAGGGGAAUAUGAUGGUACGUCAUUGUGUAUACAAGCCUUCAAUUUACGUUAUGCAUGACUGCAUGAGAAGGGCUGCAUUCGAAUAAUGAUAUGGAGAAAAUGCAUAUAUUUGCUAAGGAAAAAUAAAAAAUUGACUUUGUUGUACCUGCAACUUUGAGAUAUACAUUCUA
Strongylocentrotus purpuratus (purple sea urchin) is the source of this 5056-nucleotide messenger RNA. Its product is annotated as ADP-dependent glucokinase. Gene Ontology annotation, molecular function: ADP-specific glucokinase activity. Gene Ontology annotation, cellular component: endoplasmic reticulum. Lineage: Eukaryota; Metazoa; Echinodermata; Echinoidea; Camarodonta; Strongylocentrotidae. Gene Ontology annotation, biological process: glucose metabolic process. The transcript is spliced from 5 exons. The record is from RefSeq and is a predicted model, not a curated record. The coding region runs from base 262 to 1692 and encodes 476 amino acids.